AUGAUCUUGGGGCCCUGCAGGGCACUUGCUUCCUCGAGAGAGAGUGACGUUAUGGUUGAUUCAGACGUUCAAGGAGUUCAAGUAAAGGAGAAUAUUAAAUUCACACCUUCAUUAUCUGAACAGCGCCAUAAGUUUGUUUUAGAUUUUGUACGGAAACACAAACCUCAAAAGGUUGCAGAUUUGGGAUGUGCCAACUGUAAGCUGUUAUGGAGGCUAAAAUAUCAUGAGUCCAUUGAGGUGCUUGCUGGACUGGAUAUUGAUGAGAACAUAUUAACACGGAACAUUUAUAGGUUACAUACAGGUGCUGGAGACUAUCUAGAUCCCAGGGAAAGACCUUUAACUAUUACCUUAUAUCAUGGCUCUGUGGUGGAAAAAGAUCCUUGCCUCCUUGGAUUUGACUUGAUAACAUGUAUAGAACUAAUAGAACAUCUAGAAGCCAAAGAAUUGGCCCAAUUUCCAGAAGCAAUAUUUGGAUUCUUGUCUCCAACCACAGUUAUUAUCAGCACACCGAAUUCUGAAUUUAAUCCCUUGUUUUCAGGAAAGACAGUAUUCCGACAUCCAGAUCACAAGUUUGAAUGGGACAGAACACAAUUUCAAAGCUGGGCUUUAGAUGCAGCAAGACACUAUGGUUAUUCUGUGGAAUUUACUGGACUAGGGGAACCACCACCUGGAGCUGAGGCUGUUGGAUUCUGCACUCAGAUAGGGGUCUUUGUCAAAAAUAUACCGAACACUGAUGAAUCUCUACACAGUGAAAAAACUACAGAAUGUACUCACACAAAAGUUGGUACAGUGAUAUAUCCAAGCUUGAAGGAAGAGAAGUACCUUCGGAAGGCAGUGUCCAAUGAAGUUUUUUCUCACAUCUUAAAAAUGAAGAGAGAUCUACUCGAGAGUCUCAAGAUGAAGAAUGACAGUGAUGGUUGUGAUGAGCCUGAAUAUGUCCAACCUGAAUGUGAUGAGUUCAAAAAUGACCCCACUGAGGAGACCCCCAAGCCAUUCUGUAUUGAAAAUGUAUUUUAUGUACCUCUGGAAAGGCUUUUCUCUUUCCCCAAAAUAAAACACCUGUGUGGUGACCUUGAGACGUUAAAAAUGCUAAUUGCUGAUGAAGUAACACUAAGCAGUGAUGGUUCUUCUGUCAUGAUUAACAUUGUCGAUGAAGAGGACUGUGAUUUGAAUGACAAUGAUGGGGAUGACUAUGAUUUGGAUCACUAAAUGGGAAGGAGCAUAAUGGUGGUGGCUUUAAUGAGGAAGACCACAAAGAUCAUUACUGAGCCAUUGUUGUUGUUUUCACAAAUUUAGGGAAUUAAACUUUUUAAUGGGCUUUGCUGUUUUUUUUUCCCCUGUGGGAAUCUUAGGACAAUUUUUAUCAGUUUAGUGUUUUUGGUUAAAUUUAAAUUCUUGAUAUUGUAAACCAGUGGUGUUAAAUGGAGCCAUUAAAUCAUA
This is a messenger RNA of Gracilinanus agilis (Agile Gracile Mouse Opossum), 1440 nucleotides long. RefSeq names its product HEN methyltransferase 1 (gene HENMT1). The record is from RefSeq and is a predicted model, not a curated record. Lineage: Eukaryota; Metazoa; Chordata; Mammalia; Didelphimorphia; Didelphidae. The transcript is spliced from 7 exons. Gene Ontology annotation, cellular component: cytoplasm; nucleus. Gene Ontology annotation, molecular function: RNA methyltransferase activity; O-methyltransferase activity. Gene Ontology annotation, biological process: RNA methylation; siRNA processing; piRNA processing. The coding region runs from base 1 to 1209 and encodes 402 amino acids.